This is a messenger RNA of Eruca vesicaria subsp. sativa (arugula), 757 nucleotides long. The record is from the annotation of a GenBank genome assembly. Lineage: Eukaryota; Viridiplantae; Streptophyta; Magnoliopsida; Brassicales; Brassicaceae.
CUGUAUUCUCCCCUUCAUAUCCAUCAACGAAACACUUAAUAAUGGGUCUAAUUGUCCAUAGGGCGCGUGUAUGUAUCUUUGUAUUCGCUCUUGUCGCAGAAUUUGCCUUGGGACAUGUCGAGGUUAAGGACGACAAACACUUGUUUCACAAACCUCGUCCAUUCUUCCACAAGGGUUUUAGAAAGGGUUUGGGAGGUGGAGGUGGUCUAGGUGGCGGUGGUGGUCUUGGAGGCGGUGGCGGUUUGGGCGGAGGAGGUGGUCUAGGAAAAGGUGGCGGUCUUGGUGGAGGUGGUGGUCUAGGAGGCGGUGGCGGUCUAGGUGGUGGUGGUGGUUUGGGCGGAGGGGCUGGAGGAGGAUACGGGGGUGGUGCUGGAGGAGGACUUGGGGGCGGUGGCGGUGCUGGAGGAGGAGGAGGAUUUGGUGGCGGAGGGGGAUUUGGUGGCGGAGGAGGCUUCGGCGGUGGGGCUGGUGGUGGAGGAGGAUUUGGAGGCGGUUAUGGUGGCGGUGGCCAUCACUAAUGAGUGAUGAGGCUCAUGCUCAUGCAUCGUAACGUUGUUAUUAUUUAAUGAAACAUGAUAAUUAGUUACAAUAAAAGGUAUAUAUUAGCAAUUGUGUAUGUUGUUGUUUCUAUUAGUUUUCACUUGUAUUGUAGUAUGCUAUUUUCAUGUUAUGCUUUGUUUGAUUUCAAGUUUCAACUUUCAAGUUUGGUUAUAAUAAAAUGGUUGCUUUACUUUUUGGCAACAGUAUUUUUUUUUUU